Loxodonta africana (African savanna elephant) is the source of this 3784-nucleotide messenger RNA. RefSeq names its product solute carrier family 16 member 9 (gene SLC16A9). The record is from RefSeq and is a predicted model, not a curated record. Gene Ontology annotation, biological process: transmembrane transport. The transcript has 5 exons. Gene Ontology annotation, molecular function: monocarboxylic acid transmembrane transporter activity. Lineage: Eukaryota; Metazoa; Chordata; Mammalia; Proboscidea; Elephantidae. Bases 316 to 1848 code for a protein of 510 amino acids. Gene Ontology annotation, cellular component: membrane.
UUGAUGGAUGGGGACAAGAUUGGGAAGGAGGCUUUCACUAUAUGACUUUUUAUAAUUAAAAAAAAAAAUUGGAACCAUGUGAAUGUAUUAGUUAUUCAGAAAAUAAAUAAAUAAUUAAAAUGUAAUUUGAUGUGUCCGUGUUAAUUUAUGAUUUUCCAUGUAUGUUUUUAGAAAAGCAUUUUCUUUUUUUUUUAUUUAGGAGGAAACAUUUUUAACCCAAAAUACUGUGCUUCACAAUAUCUUAACUAUGCUUUUCUUCUCUCUUUGUUUUUGUCCAGGACCUAAGAAGAGACACUUUCUUGAUUUCAUCUUACAAUGGAAUUAAAAAAGUCACCUGAUGGAGGAUGGGGCUGGGUGAUUGUGUUUGUCUCCUUCUUCACUCAGUUUUUGUGUUACGGAUCCCCAUUAGCUGUUGGAGUCUUGUACAUAGAAUGGUUGGAUGCUUUUGGUGAAGGGAAAGGAAAAACAGCUUGGGUCGGAUCCCUUGCAAGUGGAGUUGGCUUGCUUGCAAGUCCUGUCUGCAGCCUCUGUGUCUCGUCUUUUGGAGCAAGACUCGUUACAAUCUUCAGUGGCUUCCUGGUGGCUGGAGGUUUGAUGUUGAGCAGUUUUGCCCCGAAUAUCUACUUUCUGUUUUUUUCCUAUGGGAUUGUUGUAGGUCUUGGCUGUGGUUUAUUAUACACUGCAACAGUGACCAUUACCUGUCAGUAUUUUGACAGCCGUCGAGGCCUUGCACUUGGCCUGAUUUCAACAGGUUCAAGUGUUGGACUUUUUAUAUAUGCUGCUCUGCAAAGGUUACUGAUUGAAAUCUAUGGACUGGAUGGAUGCUUGCUGAUUGUGGGUGCUUUGGCUUUAAAUAUAUUAGCCUGUGGCAGCCUGAUGAGACCCCUCCAGUCCUCUGAUUGUCCUUUGCCUGACAAAACAGCUGUAGAAAAUAUUCCAGAGAGAUAUUUCAUUUACAAUGAAAAAGAAAAGAGCCUGGAAGAAAACAUAUGCAUUUUUGAAAAGAGUUACAGUAAUGUGGAAAAAUGCAAGAGCACUUUAGCCAAUGGAGACUGGAAACAGGAGGACCCACUUCAUAAAAACUCAACAACAAUGGCACACACAAAAGAGACUGAAACGUACAAAAAGAAAGUUGUAGAACAGACCUAUCUCUGCAAACAGCUUGCCAAGAAGAAUUGGCAAUUAUAUAGGAGCUACUGCGGAGAAACCUUGGCUCUUUUUAAAAACAAAGUCUUUUCAGCACUUUUUAUCGCCAUCUUACUUUUUGACAUUGGAGGGUUUCCACCUUCAUUACUUAUGGAAGACGUAGCAAGAAGUUCAAAUGUGAAAGAAGAAGAUUUUAUUAUGCCUCUUGUUUCCAUUAUAGGCAUUAUGACAGCAGUUGGUAAACUCCUUUUAGGAAUAUUGGCUGACUUCAAGUGGAUUAAUACUUUAUAUCUUUAUGUAGCCACCUUAAUAAUCAUGGGCCUGGCCUUGUGUGCAAUUCCAUUUGCCAAAAGUUAUGCCACGUUGGCAAUACUUUCUGGGAUCCUAGGGUUUCUUACUGGUAAUUGGUCCAUUUUUCCAUAUGUGACCACCAAGACUGUGGGAAUUGAAAAAUUAGCCCAUGCCUAUGGAAUAUUAAUGUUCUUUGCUGGACUUGGAAAUAGCCUUGGACCACCAAUUGUUGGGUGGUUUUAUGACUGGACCCAGACCUAUGACACUGCAUUUUAUUUUAGUGGCCUCUGCGUCCUGCUGGGAGGCUUCAUCCUGCUGCUGGCAGCCUUGCCUCCCUGGGAUACAUGCCACAAGCAACUCCCCAAGCCAGCUCCAACAACUUAUUUGUACAAAGUUGCCUCUAAUGUUUAGAGGAAUAUUGAAACGCACCCUAUUUGCCAUUUUAUGUCAUAGAGCAAAAAUAUUUUAACAACGUCUUAGGCCAAUUCUCAAGAGUCAAGACUUUUCUCAGAGCAAUAUUUCACUGUGGCUGACUCUGAAUGAAUUUUUAUUUUUUACAUUCUUCUGUUCUCCAUGUACUGUAUAUGUAACCUCUAUCUCCUGUAUUUCUUUCUUUUUCCAAGAAGUGGGACUAUUUUGUUAUAUUGUUAUCACUAGUUAUUGAAAUUGUAAAAAAUUUUGGCCACCCUCAGAAGGCCUCCUCUGUGUAAAGAAGCAUAGUUUCCCUACAGACUCCAUCAAUUCCACUGCCAGGCACCCAGAAGGGAUGCUUCUAUUUUAAAACAAAUGCAAUCAGCGUGAUGAGAUAUGUGUGACAGACACUAGGGACUAAACCACUCUCUCCUCUAUGGUAGACUAACUAGUAAAUAGAAGACUUCAAGCCAACCAGGAAAUGAUAGUGGUUACCAGGACAGCCUUAUGAAUCACAGUGGAGCAAACGGAUCAUUUAAAAAAAAAAUUUUUUUUUUUUUUUAAUUGCAGCCACCAGUUUUCAUUAUUUUUAUUCACCUUGAUGAAGCAUCCACACGUUGUUUGGUGCGCACUGAACAUAAACUGUUUCAAUUCCUUUUGCUGAGAUGCAGGCCAGCUCCAAACAGAGUCAUCAUCAUUGGAGUCUUCCUUCUUGGCUGGCCACUAUAACGCCGCGCAUUUUUGUGCGUUAGCAUCCACUCAUCUAACGUUUCCCAGGAAGCGCUGACUUGACCUGUUUCAACCAUUCCGUUCCUGCAAAUGGGAAGCAUCCAUUUGCUUUGGGCCCAGUGGGGAUGGAUUGCAAGUCUUUACAUUAUCUUCCCGAUGAAGCACUUAUGUAUUACUGACAGAUUUUACCACUCUCAAAUUUUAAUUCAUGGGAAGAACUAAAAAGUGUAUGUGUGUGUAUGUGUGUAUAUGUUGUGCUUGGAGUCUUUGUGGGAUGUGGGAAGGGAAGAAGUCAAUUAGAAAUUGAUAACCUAGUCCAACUUCUUUUAAUCUUUCGAACAAUGUUCUAAGAAGCAGAUCAAAGUUUAAUACAUUGUUAUUUUUCUAAAAAGAAAUGUUUUUUCAACUUUGGUAUGAAUCAGAAUCCCUUGUGAGUCCUUUUAAAAAUAUAGGUGACUGGGUCCCACCUGGAGAGAUUUUAAUUCUGUGGUUUAGGCUGUGGCCCAAGGGUCUAUAUUUUUAACAAGUUCUUCAAGUGAUUGUAAGAACACAGCCUGGGCAGAGAGCAGCUGCUAGAAGAUUGGCAAUAUUCUCUUAAACAAUAAUAAAUAAGUGAAGACACUAUUGAGUAAGAGGUUUUAUAAAUAGUCAAGUAUGGUUCGUUAAAUGAGAGGCCCCCUUUCCACUGUGCUAAAAUUGUUUUUAUCAUUUCUUUUGAAAUAUGUAAGACUAUUUUAUACUUCUAUGUUGCCUUUCUUCAAAGGCACCUAAAGCACUUUACAAACCUGCACCCUCACAACACCUCUGCGAUGUAGGUAGAUAGCACUUUUCUAUACAGUAAAUCUGUGGUAUGGAGAAUUUCAUAACCUAUUUAUGCCUACUCAGUAACACUAGAAGGGGGCCGCGAGGUGCCUUGGGACUUCUGCUCCCUACUCAGUCUUCUGGAAUAUUUUCUGUACCUCAUUCUUUAGUCUCUAUCAAAGAAAGUACAUAAAAUAAGUGACAUUAAAAAAACAUGUUUUUGUGUUGAAGUUUCUUUUUUGCCAGUAUUUUGUGCGGGAAAUCCAGUAACCUGGAAAAACUUAACCUCUAUGGCAUCUACACAUUCAUCAAUGUUGAUAAUUGUCCAACUGUAUCUUAACUCUGUCUCCUAAUUUCAUCCAAUGUGUGCAUUAUUCGUUGUCUAGAGAAUGAAUUGUAAGUUACA